AUGGGGAAAGAAGGGAAGCCAUAUGGAGGACUCGGGAGAAGGCUUGUGUACCCACGUGUAAUAGAGGCUCGAAAUUACGGCAAUCAGCUAACGCUGUUUAUCAAUGAAGACAUUACUCUAUCACUGGAACCAGCCGAUAUUUUUCCGGAGACGCUUUUGUUGCGGUAUGACGAAGACGGAAACCCGGUGAAACAGUAUAUGAAUGGAACGGAGCUUAACAAAAUGGUAUAUCAUGACACGGAUCAAAGGGCGGCCGUAUCUGUUGAAAGAGAUAAUGGACUGCGCGUGCAUGGAAUUAUAGGCGAAUCACUACGAAUAAAACCAGUUAAUAUUAUGGGCCAAUCUAGUGCCGGACUCAUUGCACACGAAAUUUUCGGUGUUGACGAGCACUUUGCAAACACACGUGGCGAUUAUUUUGCAGUUCCACCACUUCAGCCAGCUCAAUUCAUCAAGGAAAGGAGUGUACAAGUUCCUACUGUACUGAGGCCUGAAAUACUGAUGGUGAUGGACACCGACCGUUACAAGAAUCUUAAAAAAACCAUGAAAGCGGCACUUUACGCUGGCGUACUUCUGGCUGCUGUCAACAUACGGUAUUCAUCAAUGGACAACCCAAAAUUGAUAGCAAGGUUAUGCGCUAUUCAAAUGUUGUCGAAAAAACUAAGAAAGGAAUUGUAUAAAUACGUAACUUAUCAAAACACUACCUACCUCGAAGUGAAAGCUACGCUUAUUAGCUUUCAACUGGAAGUACAAAAAACACAAUACGCACCAUACGAUGCUGUUCUUCUGUUAACAAAGAAACUUAGGAGAGUAAGAACUGGAAUCAAAGAUACCACUGUCUUAGGUCUUGCAUACGUUGCGGGUGUGUGCUUGGAGACUAAAGUGGCACUUUUGGAAGACGAUGGUUUUUCCCAAUCAGGAGUUCAUACCGCUGCUCAUGAACUUGCUCACGUAGAAACCGAAUAUGACUGCUUGAGAACAAGAAAGUUCCAAAAGCAUCUACAAACAAGUAGGCUACCUGGCAGUUUUACGACUCCAAACGAAACUUGUGAAAUGAAACUUCAAGCCCACAAUCAUGCUGGUGGAUUUCAUGAAGAUAAGGAUGGCAUGUUGGAGCAGUGUCUUCUAUAUUGCAAAACGAUUCCUGAUCAGAAUGGCGAUGUUUGGAAUGUGAAUGUCACAGCAGAGGAUGGGACACCUUGCAGCAACGGAAAGCCCCCGAAGAUCUGCAUAGCUGAACAAUGCGUUGUUCGGAAAAAAAAUUAA
Molecule: messenger RNA, 1263 nt
Organism: Ixodes scapularis (black-legged tick)
Lineage: Eukaryota; Metazoa; Arthropoda; Arachnida; Ixodida; Ixodidae
Exons: 13
Coding region: 1-1263 (420 amino acids)
Molecular function (GO): metallopeptidase activity
Source: RefSeq, a predicted model, not a curated record